Messenger RNA from Photinus pyralis (common eastern firefly), 2032 nucleotides. RefSeq names its product cytochrome P450 9e2-like. The record is from RefSeq and is a predicted model, not a curated record. Bases 117 to 1709 code for a protein of 530 amino acids. NCBI's taxonomy places the organism in Eukaryota, Metazoa, Arthropoda, Insecta, Coleoptera, Lampyridae. The transcript has 6 exons. Gene Ontology annotation, molecular function: oxidoreductase activity, acting on paired donors, with incorporation or reduction of molecular oxygen; monooxygenase activity; heme binding.
UUUAUAAUUGGAUUUAAUUAUGUUAUUGAAAAAUUGCGUCACCUCUAUCUCAAGGUUUGAAAGUGAACGAGCUACAGCUCGAUAUAUGAAUACAAAUUUGCGGUUUCUCUAUUAAAAUGUUGUUUCUAAUAUUGUUUAGUGUGCUAUUACUUUUAUUAUACCGUUACGUUAUAAAACCGGUCAAAUAUUGGGAAGAAAGAAGCGUUGACCAUGAAAGGGCAAUUCCAAUUUUCGGCAGCAUGCUACCGAAUGCAUUGGGGAAAUGUUCAAAUACCGAGUUAUUUCUCGACAUUUACAAAAGACACUCUAAUAAAAGAUACAUUGGGUUGCACAACUAUACCAAACCAUCGUUGUUUGUGAUGGAUCCCCAAUUGAUUAAACAGAUUCUGGUGAAGGAGUUUGAAACCUUCCCCGAACACCUACAAUUUAUUCCUACCGAUGUUGAUCCAUUAUGGAAUAACAAUUUAUUUGCCAUGCCAGGUGGUGAAAAAUGGCACCAGCUGAGAUCAAUUCUAAGCCCGGCGUUUACCAGUAGCAAAUUGAAGGCUAUGUUUAUUUUAAUGAAAGAGUGCUGUAACGGUUUUGUGACUUACUACAAAAGUAAAGGUGGGGAAGUAGAUGUUGACGUUAAAGAGACAUUUACGCGAUUUGGAAAUGACUUAAUUGCAUCAACCGCGUUUGGAAUUACCUGCAACUCACUGACCGAGCCGAAAAAUGAAUUCUAUGUCCUAGCCAAGGAUCUUGUAUUUUUGAGUGCAUUUAGACGACUAACCAUCCUUAUAAAUAUAAUAUCCCCAACGAUUGCAAAGAUUGGAAGAUUCCCUUUCUUCCCAAAGAAAACUAAGGAUUUCUUUACGAGACUCGUCAAAGACACUCUCCAAACACGAAGAGAGAAGAACAUUAUCCGUCAUGACAUGCUUCACCUAUUAAUGGAGUUCCAAAAGGACAACCAUACAUAUCAGGACGAUGCGCACGAUAUGCCCGAAAUGGGUUAUGCGCCAGUCGAAGACACAAACUUCGGAAAAACACAACGAACAAUAAAGCUUGAGAUUACCGACGACAUUAUAACCUCUCAGGUUAUGAUUUUCUUCUUUGCCGGUUUCGAGACUGUAUCUACGAUGAUGAGUUACACCAUUUAUGAAUUAGCGCUUAAUUCCGAUAUCCAAGACAGAUUGCGGAACGAAGUUGACGCCGCUUUUAAAUCAGGCAAUGGAGAGCUAACGUACGAUAAACUAAUGGAGUUGAAAUAUUUGGACAUGGUUAUCUUAGAGUCCUUGAGAAAAUGGCCACCUUUUAUAUUACUCGACAGAAGUUCUGUUCGCCCUUACACGAUUGAACCGAAUGAACCAACCGAAUCGCCGCUUCUUCUCGAGAAGGAUAUUAGUGUCAUUUUUCCAAUUUUCUCCAUACAAAGAGAUCCUAAGUACUUUCCCAACCCCGAUAAGUUUGAUCCGGAAAGGUUCAGUGAGGAAAAUCGGAACAAUAUUAUACCGUACACCUACAUUCCUUUCGGCGCCGGUCCUAGAAACUGCAUUGGGUCACGUUUCGCGUUAUUGGAAGGUAAACUGAUUGUAGCGGAAAUUGUGCGAAAUUUCGAAAUUGUUCGCAUUGAAAAAACACAAGUUCCAAUCAUUUACAGCAAAACGAUUUUUAACCCUCUGCCAGAUGAUGGAAUUUGGGUGGGACUGCAACAGCGAAAGUUCGAGUGAACUCGUCGUAUGUUGUGGAAAUAUUGGGCGAUUCAUUACAUCCAGAUCAGCGACAAAGCACAUUAGGAAAUGUUGUAUUACAUUAUGUGAUUCUUUUUUUUAGAUAUUAGCACAGAUUAACUACAUUGCAGUGUACCUAAUCUGUGGCAAUACUAAAGGAGAAUAUAGAAAAUGACUUCUAUUUUCUUGCAUGGACGUUUGUAGAUAAUAUGUACCUACGAAGUCGACAGUAUGCAAGUAUUACAGUGAUACCUAUGAUAUUGAUAGGAGGUAAGCUGAGCCACCAUGGCCUAAUACGUUAUAUACUCUUUGCUAAUAUUGAA